Messenger RNA from Strongylus vulgaris, 462 nucleotides. Lineage: Eukaryota; Metazoa; Nematoda; Chromadorea; Rhabditida; Strongylidae. The record is from the annotation of a GenBank genome assembly.
AUGGCAACAUCAACUUCGGCAGCCGCAACUGAAGUAACAACGAAAAACCCGGAUGAAAUAAUGACCGAAGAGAUUCGGAAACAAAUAAUUCUCAUGCACAACUAUCGUAGAUCUGAACUUGCUUUGGGACGCGUAAGAAACGGUAAAGAAGGAAACCCCAACUGUCCAAAAGCUCAAAAUAUGUUGGAAAUGGUAUACGAUAUGGAUUUGGAGGUGGCUGCCCAGGCAUACGCUGAUCAAUGCCAUACAAGUGGUUCUGCAAUUUCAACUCGUCCACUUUUUGGCGAAAACUUCCAUAUUAUUCCAUCGAGAACAAUAAAUUAUUGCAAUGCAACUGUUGCGGCGAUAAAAGCAUGGUGGAGCCAAAUAUUUUCCAAUGGAGUAAAUAUGCAGAUGCUUUACACCGUAACCCUUCACACCAAGCAACAGUCGCCAAAUAAAUUCACGCAGGUAAGCAGAUGA